AGUAGGGACCGGUGAGGGCGUGACACUGGGGCAGCACAGUGAGGGAUCAGGUGGCGCCUGUGGCCUAUUUGCGGAGGGAACAGAAGUCCUGCAAGGGGCAAGAGCCAGUUACUGGAGGAGCCUGUGGCAGGUAUGGCCUGGAUCUGGCACCGACCAGGAGGAGGCCAGGCCAGAUCUGCAGGGCCACAUGUCCCAUGUAGGUCCCGAGUGGGAGGUGCUCCCUUCCCUGCACAUGGGGUCACUCACGCCCUGAGGGUGAUGAAGGAGACUCUCACCUUGGCAGGGCUGGGGUCCUCUGGGAGGGAGGGCUGUCAGAGCCAGGAAGGGCGGUUUAGACUGGAUCUAGCUAGGUACUGUGCUAAAUUGGGCCUCGGGGGAAGGUGUGGGGUGCUGGGCUUGGCAGGAAGAGGGAGUUUCAUGUUUCUGGUAGUUUCCGGAGUUCCCAUGGAUCUUCCCGGGAUCUGGGGCUAACUAAGGGGAGGGAAGCCGAAGGAACAGCUCGUGGGACCAGUUGACUCAACUCAAGCCCAGGCUGGGUCCUCCCACAGCCGGCUGCUGCUGGAACCCUGAGUGCCAGCGAGGUCUGAGGACAGGGCCGCAGCCGGGACAAGGUGUCAGAGAAGCACCUGAGUUUCGGGAGGAGGCCCUGGGACGUUGGAGAAUUGGUCAUGGCAGCUCUGCAAUAGGAGGAGUGGCCUGGGUGGUGACGCUGAGCUGAGGCAGUGGUUGCAGUGGCGCGGAAACAUCACCAGUGAAGGAUGCCCCGGGCCCUGGAGCAUGCAGACGGCAGUUGGGCCUGGGUGGUGCUGCUGGCCACCCUGGUGACACAGGGCCUCACCCUGGGCUUCCCCACGUGCAUCGGCAUCUUCUUCAUGGAACUGCAGCAUGACUUCCAGGCCAGCAACAGCGAGACUUCCUGGUUCCCCUCCAUUCUGCUGGCGGUGCUCCACACUGGGGGGCCCCUGUGCAGUGUCCUGGUGGAACACUUCGGCUGCCGAGUGACGGUGAUGCUGGGCGGCGUGCUGGCCAGCCUGGGCAUGGUGGCCGGAUCCUUCUCCCGUACCCUUGGCCAGCUCUACCUCACAGCAGGAUUCAUCACAGGCCUCGGCAUGUGCUUCAGCUUCCAGUCGAGCAUCUCCGUGCUGGGCUUCUACUUCGUCCGCCGGCGGGCGCUGGCCAACGCCCUGGCCUCGGCGGGUGUCUCCCUGGGCAUCACGCUCUGGCCCCUGCUCUCCCACUACCUCCUGGAGGACCUGGGCUGGAGGGGCACCUUCCUCAUCUUUGGUGGGGUCUUUCUCCACUGCUGCGUCUGUGGGGCCAUUAUGAGGCCCGUGGCCACCAACAUGGCCUCUGACACCAAAGAAGGUCCCCUUCUGCCCCCCAAGACACCUGCCCGUGGCUGCCUCGCGGCGUGUGGUCACACCAUUCAGCGCCACCUGGCCUUCGACGUCUUGCGGCACAACUCAGGCUACUGCGUGUACACGCUGGGGGUGAUGUGGAUGACCCUGGGCUUCCCGCUGCCGCACGUCUUCCUGGUGCCCUACGCCAUGCGGCACGGGGUGGACGAGAACCGGGCGGCCCUCCUCAUCUCCAUCAUCGGCCUGUGCAACAUCUUCCUGCGGCCCCUGGCCGGGCUGGUGGCUGGCCGGCCGGUCUUCGCCAGCCACCGCAAGUACCUGUUCAGCCUGGCGGUCCUGCUCAACGGACUCACCAACCUGGUGUGCGCGGCGUCGGCCAGCUUCCCGGUGCUGGUGGGCUACUGCCUGGUGUACAGCGUGUCUAUGAGCGUCAUUGGCGCCCUCAUCUUCCAGGUCCUCAUGGACAUUGUCCCCAUGGAGCGUUUUCCCAGCGCCCUGGGCCUCUUCUCUGUCCUGGACGGCACGUCUGUGCUCAUCUCCCCACCGUUGGCAGGGCUCCUCCUGGACACCACCAGAAACUUCAGCUAUGUCUUCUACAUGUCGAGCUUCUUCCUCAUUUCCGCUGCCCUCUUCAUGGGUGGCAGCUUCUAUGCCCUGCAGAGGAAGAAUGGGCCAGGCAGGCAGGCCAAGGCUGGAGGAGCCAUCGCAGAGGCUACCUCGGAGUGCAGUCUCACCCUGGAAGGCAAAGACAGUUCCAAGAAGCAGCAGUACCCUGAGAUCAUGUAUGUGACCAGCGUCUGAGUCCCAAGGGACACGUGUGAUGAGCCUCUGAGACCUGAGGCCAGUGAGUGCCAAUGCCUCAGCCCAGGAUUGGCACCUCCGGCUGCGUCACCAGGGGCUGGAGAGAAGGGCAGCCCAGGAAGCCUGGGUCAGAAAUUGCCCGGACUCUGCAAGCUGGGCCUCAGCCAGGAGCUGGGACCUUGGAGGCUGGCUUCUGACCACUUAGUGUCCUUGCGACCAGCAGCAUCCAGGAGCAGGCCCUCCUGUUUCUGGAGCCCUGGAACUUGGGGCCUGGAAGGCGGGACUGGCACAGCCUGCUCGGCUCAACGACUUCCCUCUGCUGUCCUCCAACUCCACACACCAGGCCUCAAGCCCCACCAGAUGUCUUCGACGUCUUCUCUUUGCCCUCUAGAAGGCUCUGAAGAGCUCACCCUCCCUCCAGGUCCCUGCUGCUCCCUCUUCCCAACCCUGACCCUUGGGGUGGCCAAGGCCAGGGUGUGACCACUCCCCUACAGGUUGUUGGACCUCAUGCUGACCGUGGCCGUCAAUCAUCCGGAUGCAGGCCUGGGAGGUUGAAGGUCCCAGCACUUGUGCUGAGAGCAGGAGAGGAACUCCCGGCUUGGGUCCUUGAAUCAGUGCAGUCUGAGGGGACCCCCGCAAUCUCCACAGGGCCUGCUCUAGCUCUUCCUCCCUCCUGUGCCCACCUGUGUCCUUGAAGGGGAAGAUUAGUGCUGGGGUCUGGGGAAGGCUGGGGAGAGGAAGGCAUGCAAUGGUGGCUAGAGGACCACUGUGACGAUGGGGCUGCUGUCUGUUCCCCUCCCCUGUCCUCCUGGGUCCCCUCUUCUCCCUGCUGCUAGAGGUGUCGACCCUGGGUAAGUAGCUGGCUGGGCCAGCUGCAGUCCACUCUGCUCCCUGGUGGUCUGAGUCCAUGGCCUGCAGGUCAGAACCAAUCCCACAGUGCGGGCGUCCUUCCCUGAGGUCAUCAUCCAGGGGCUGGCUGUCAUCAGCCCAGGCUUGCCCCAGCAGGAUACCGAAGGAAUGGGAACUGGGAACGCAGUCUGUUUGGAUUACACACAAGAAACAUUGCCUCCAGCAGGUCAUAAACUCCGUGAACCAAUAAAGCUAGAAAACAGGCUUGGA
This is a messenger RNA of Tupaia belangeri chinensis (Chinese tree shrew), 3278 nucleotides long. RefSeq names its product solute carrier family 16 member 5 (gene SLC16A5). Bases 759 to 2159 code for a protein of 466 amino acids. The transcript has 5 exons. Gene Ontology annotation, cellular component: basolateral plasma membrane. Gene Ontology annotation, biological process: transmembrane transport; monocarboxylic acid transport. The record is from RefSeq and is a predicted model, not a curated record. Gene Ontology annotation, molecular function: monocarboxylic acid transmembrane transporter activity. Lineage: Eukaryota; Metazoa; Chordata; Mammalia; Scandentia; Tupaiidae.